UCAAUUUUUUUCUCCCUGUUACUAUAUCUAUUUAUUGAACAAAUUUAUAAUUCUAAUCAAAACUUAACAAGUUGAUUUACGGAAAGAAAUAUCGUCUUCCCCAGGCAUCCAUUUCUUGAUAACAAAACGUAUAAGACUGAAAAAAAUUAGAAAGCUUUAAUUGUUUCGUGCCAGACAUAAUUCAUGCUUAUCUAGUAGGUUCCAUUUACUGAACGAGUUCUCAGAAACACUAGACAGGCUCUUGAGGCUUCUACGUUUAACUGAUCACGCGUAACUAACUCCACAAUAACAGGCACAAUAUAACUACACUUUCAAAAAUGUUAAUCUCCUUCACAGAGCUGAAUAAUAAUACUUUUGUUUCACAUCAUCUCACGCGUCGGUCACGCAACGUAUUAGGAAUAUUUCCACAGAACCACAUCACGAUCUUUCUUCAGCGAAAGAGUUAAAGUGAACAGGUGGCGUGACUAGACUUCAUAUAUGAGCUGAUUUACACCUGCUUCAUCCAACAUAAAUGUUUACACAGAUUUCUUACGGCCCAAGUGCUUUGUGAUCAGCAUGGACACGACAACAUUCAAUCAACCACGAUAUCAAUUUGAUACAACAUGUCCUCGGUUCGGUUGGAUGGAAAGUCUUUGAGUACGAAUCGACUGUACAGCCGGUGUACUGUGUCAAUGUAAUGGAGAUAUUCAACCACAUUAGGAUUCCCCUUCCAGAAAGUUUUGAAUCGCCAAGUCUAACGCGAGCGGGGAAAUUUCAACGGGGCCUUCUAACGUCCGUGUUAUGUAUAUUGCCAGUAUUGCAGGGUGUCGCAUGGCAUCGAAACGGAAAAAGUGUAUUUUCUGGAUUUCGAUGUGAUGUAAGAGAUGGAGAUCUCGACGUGGACGAACAGAAAGACCUUACCUCUCGCCAUGUCGAAGAUUACAGUAAUAAAUUCGGCGGUGUUUCACAGGGUAUGUUUAUAAUCUUCAUUCUACUGAGUCUUUCAAUCAUCCAUCUAUACAUGUCCUACGUGUCGGAGAGAUUUAAUACUUGGUUCAAGCUUAGGACUCGUAAACAGCGUGGAAAAAUCCUCGCCGAAUUGAAAAUAUCGACAGCCGUUUUUAGGGCUCAUGUCCUCCAACUGGCCACAAAGCUUGCGUCUUCCGCGAUCUUCAUUGUAUACAACUGUCUCACGCACUCUAUUGUUUUGCCUUUGCGAAAGGAGUACCAAAUACAAUGGACGCCCUCAUCUCUCUUGAAGCGUAGCUCGAUUUCUACUUCAAUUAUUUGUUACGCCGAUCAAGCCUUCCUAUCAUCAAUCUUUAAUAUCGCUUUGUUGACCUUUGUAACGUUUUGCGGUAUACUGAAUUUGACAGAGCUUAUCUAUACCUGGCGAGAGACACGAGCCUUCGAGCGAACAUCUGACUAUUAUUUUUGCAUGUUCCUAUUGCGACACAAUAGCGUGACCGAGGCUACUGCUAUGCAGAUAGAGAAAGAAUUGUUUUUAGAAGAACAAAGGAAUAAAAUACUCCGGGGGAAGAGACCUGAAAACCGACAUCCGCUUAUCAAAUCUUGGAGUUCGUUAGUGCACAGUAUUCCUCGCAAGAUUUUCAUUUCACAGCAGAAACUGAAAUUCAAAGGAAUCAAGAAGCAGAAACAGAAGCAAGAAUUGUUUAGGACCUUCAGCAGAACCAAAAAAAUUCCCGUGACUUCUCUACUGGAUUUAUUAAAGCCUGGUAGAGACGCACAAAAUCCGAAAAGAAUCCUCUUAACAGGGCCACCGGGUAUUGGCAAAACUGAACUUGUUGCUCAGAUUGUCGAAGAAUUCAACGCUGUCGAAAGCGGACUGUGUAAUCUUAAUUUUGUUUUCGUUUUCAAUUUCAAGGAGCUCAAUCUAGUUAAUGAAUGGAUCACUUUACAAGCGUUUCUAAAUCUUUCCCGUUUUAAUUCUGAUAUUAGUGACGUUGUUUAUCGACAAAUUGUAGGAAAUCCGGAGGAAGUCCUCUUUAUCUUCGAUGGCCUCAAUGAGUGGUCUCUGAGGUCUAAGGUGGAGUACUCAUCUGGCACGGACGAAAACGGAUUAGUGAUGUCUUCAGCUUCUCUUGCCUUGAAACUUAUUUCUGGUGAGCUUUUAUCUGGAUCAACUAUCAUUGUAACUUCGCGGCCAACGUCCUCACUUUCAGAGAUUGGCGAGAUGGUGACAUUCGAUAGACGUGCUGAGCUUGCCUGUUUCAAGCCUGAAGAUUUAAACACUUGCAUCCAAGCGUUUUUCCAGAACAACGAAGAACUCUGCACUUUUGUCAAAAAGCGCAUCUUCAGUGACAACACUCUGGAAGUUGCUUGUCGUUUACCUCAAAACUGCCGCCUGUUCUGUCUGUAUGUUGACUUCUUGGCUUCAAAGAGAACGAUUAAGGAGAUCGACUCACUCAAACUACCUACCACAACAACCGAAUUGUUCGAGAGAAUGAUUGACACCGUAACUACGGUGGAAUCGGAUGAAAGUAACCACAAGAUAUUCCCAUCGGGUCAUUAUGACUUUUCAAAGGACUCUCAAGAAGUCUUAGAAAAACUAUCAUGUCUUGCAUUGGAAGGAAUAACCAACGAAAGGUACGUCUUCAGAAAGGAAGAUUUCGCCCAGGUUGAACUGAGUGCUUUUGAGGUGGAAAUUCUUGAGGAAGCCGGCUUGUUAUGUCGCUUACGAGGCGUUAAGCCGAACAUGUACUGUUUCAGUUGUCUGUCCCUCCAAGAGUACUUUGCUGCCAGCAGAAUUGUUCAAUCCAGCACUACGGGCGAUUUCCGUGAUUUUCUGGAAAAGGCAAACGAGAACCAAUGUGCAACACUGCAGUUUGUUGCUGGGUUGUGCAAAGAUGGACAAAAAGGAAAGAGUACUUUUGUGUGCUUGAUGCAACAUUUAACCCAAUCGAUUAAACUUAACAAUCAUUUCGUCGAUGAACCAGUGGUUGAUAACCAAGCCAUUGCUUUCCUUUGUAAAUGCAUCUACGAGAACCCGACAAAACUGGGCCAUCCUUUUGCUAAAGAGGCGACAUCUUCCAUAUCACCGUCAAAGCCGAUUGUCUUCACAGAGAUGGGCACAAACCCGCUGGAGAUACAGGCUAUUCUAUUUUGCUUAAGAGAGGCCAAUGGUUGCAAUGCCAAGAAAGUAAUUUUUGAGAGCAAUUCCAUGGAAGAUGCCGGAUUUCGUCAAGUGGCCGCAUCCAUCUGCCAGAAAUCCUGCAAGAUGGACCAAGUGAGUUUGACAAAUUCUGGUGUUACCGAUGGUGCUAUGUUGUCCUUUCUGGAAAGUACAGCAAGCCAGUCAUUCCUUGGAAUUAGGAUUCUUGGCUUGAGAGGCAAUGACAUAUCCAGUGAAGGAGCAAAAUAUCUUGCCUGCGUGCUUUUCAACGAUUGGUGCCCAUUGGAAGAGCUUCACCUUGGCAACAACAGAAUCGGUGACCUGGGAGUGGAGUAUUUCAGUGAAGCCCUUUGCUGUGGAAGUAGCAAAAUCCACACCUUAGAUUUGAGUUCCAAUGGAAUAACCCACAAUGGUGCUUUUCAUUUAAGCAGAGCUCUUAGUAGUCCCAUUUGUAACGUGAAACGUCUUUACCUUCAGCAAAACAGAAUCCUUGACUUCGGAAUGCAAGACCUCUGCGAAUCUCUGUGCAAAGGAGAAUGCAACCUAACAGUCCUGUUCGUUAGCUCCAACGAAAUCACUGACGAUGGGAUUGAGUUCGUCGAGAAAGCUCUGGCACACAAGUCGUGCAGGCUCCAAGAGCUCUACCUUGGCCACAACCUCAUCACUGACAAAGGAGUCAAGAGCCUGCUGCAGGCAUUACCUACUGAUCAAAUAAACUUGAAAAUUUUGUCGCUAGCCAACAAUCCAAUAACAGACACCGGUGUGAAAAUGUUGGCCAACGCUCUAAGGAACUCAAGCUGUAACCUGCACCGACUUUUUAUAAGUCUAGGACGCUCUCAGAUUGCUGAAACAAAACGCUCAAAGCUGCAAGUGCGCUACGUCAAUGCAUUUUAAUCGCUCAAAAGAGGACCAGUAAUAGCUUUAGAGAAUUAAAACAGUAUUCAUCCAGGAAGCGAGAGAGAGAUUUCCUUGCCGGCUGCUUUUGUCGUCAUGAACUGGACACAUCUGCGCUUUCUGAUUGUAAAAGUUGAUGGGUUAGGGAUAGGUUCUAUUUUAAACAUUUACAUGCUAACAAAGAGCUCUGUUUUUUUUUUUUAAGAAUUUACAUGCUAGCAACUCACAAUUUUCAAAGCAGAAGUUUUGGUUUCAACAAGGCCUACUAAACUUUCGCUGAUUUAGAAGACAGGUCGCUAAAUAAAGAAGAAACUUACCAUUCAAUCACUUUUAAUUUCCGACUAACAACUUUGCAAUUACGUACCACGUGCCAAUAAAGAAAGCUGGUGUUAGAAAAUUU
This is a messenger RNA of Stylophora pistillata, 4406 nucleotides long. RefSeq lists its product as uncharacterized. The record is from RefSeq and is a predicted model, not a curated record. Lineage: Eukaryota; Metazoa; Cnidaria; Anthozoa; Scleractinia; Pocilloporidae. Gene Ontology annotation, cellular component: cytoplasm. Gene Ontology annotation, molecular function: protein binding.